AGAAUUCUUAAUAAAAUUGAGUUGCCAAUUAAUGAUAAACAAUUUGAAAUGAUUACUUUUUUGACUAUUGUAAAGAAAUUUAUAACUCCAGACAAUUGGAGUAAAGUAGAAAUACAAUAUAACUUUGAG
Molecule: messenger RNA, 129 nt
Organism: Racocetra persica
Lineage: Eukaryota; Fungi; Glomeromycota; Glomeromycetes; Diversisporales; Gigasporaceae
Source: the annotation of a GenBank genome assembly